Messenger RNA from Dalotia coriaria, 6338 nucleotides. It is a transcript of the gene Hel89B, whose product is annotated as histone acetyltransferase 1. Lineage: Eukaryota; Metazoa; Arthropoda; Insecta; Coleoptera; Staphylinidae. The record is from RefSeq and is a predicted model, not a curated record. Bases 229 to 5676 code for a protein of 1815 amino acids. Gene Ontology annotation, molecular function: DNA binding; ATP-dependent chromatin remodeler activity; TBP-class protein binding. The transcript has 9 exons.
AUUUGAUCCUUGUAUGAUGGACUUCCCUUCCGUGCUCUUGUGUUUACAUAAAAAACGAUAUUAUCGCGGCGCUCGCAGAAAAUGGCCGUGCCCGCGAGCGACGCACUCUAGGAUGAGUUUCGACGUGCCAUAGAUUGCCGCCGCGUGAACACUUUGUUUAUCGAACGGAACGUUGCAUUAGAAACACGACGACAUCGGCGAGGAUAGCACGUGAAAGCAUUCAGCGAGAUGACGUCCAGUAGACUAGAUCGACUUUUUGUCCUGUUGGAAACCGGCAGUUCGUCGGUGACGCGUUCCGCCGCCGCGAAACAGCUCGGCGAGGUGCAACGCCUGCACCCGCACGAAUUGUCGACGCUGCUGACACGCACGUCCACUUAUUUGCGCUCGCCGAGCUGGGACACGCGAUUGGCAGCUGCGGAGGCAGUGCGUGCCAUCGUGUCGAAUGUGCCGCAGUGGAAUCCGCCGCCGGUGGACGUCAAAGUCGAGGAGGAAUGCGGCGGCAUGCAAUCGUUGUCGAGCGUCGGCCGACUGCGUUUCGACCAGUUUGACAUCAACAAGGUGCUUAGUAAUAGUACGCACCUGAUGGGCAGCGAAGGAAAGGAGUAUGACAUUGAAGAGGACUCAUCGCUUGGUAUCGACGUGAAAGAAAAACUUGCCAAACAGCGGCAGAUGCUGAACGCGCGGUUAGGUCUGGACAUCGCCGCCAAUUGCGGGGUGGAUGUCACAGGCCUCUUCACCAAUGAAGAUCUCAUGGAUGACACAUCUGCAGGGGUUGCAGGAAAUCUUAAAAUGGAGGUCGUUGAUGAUAGGAAACCUUUGAGAGACUUGAUGUCUUCGGAACGAGAGCACGGUCUGAGUUCCAGAGAAAUGAAUCGAGCUAGAAGAAAGGCGCGUCAGGCUAUUAACAAGCAACGAUCACGAGAACCAGGGGAUGAAACAACCGCAGACGAACCUGAUAAGAAAAAAGUAAAAACCGAAGAACCGAACGUUAAAGAAGAACCUUAUAGUAUUGAAGAACCAGGCGAUUGCGGUGACUGGUCGCUAGAGUGGUUCUGUGAUCAACUAAGUCAAGACUUAUUCAGUUCGAACUGGGAGUACCGACACGGAGCAGCGACCGCUCUGCGUGAAGUAAUCUCUGUUCACGGUAAAGGCGCAGGCAAAUCAAUCUACCACACCCGCACACAGAUGCAAGAACAACAUCAGAUCUGGCUGGAGGAUGUUGCCAUACGACUACUCUGCGUUCUCGCGCUGGAUCGUUUCGGUGACUUUGUCUCCGACGCUGUGGUCGCACCCGUAAGAGAAACCUGCGCGCAGACAUUGUGCGCAGUAUUAAAAUUAAUGAAUGCGCAUGGAUGCCGAUGCACACUGGACGUCCUCUUGAAGUUGUUGAACCAGAACGAGUGGGAGGGUCGACACGGUGGCCUGCUGGGCAUCAAGUAUUUAUUAGCUGUGCGGCAGGAUAUGAUUGAGACACUGCUGCAGGAUUCACUCUCGGCGAUUGUUAAGGGUUUGUCUGAUUCAGCGGAUGAUGUUGGGGCGGUUGCUGCAUCAGCGCUGAUUCCAGUCGCGCAGAAACUUUUGGAUUUGUUUCCGAAAUCCAUUCCGGAAAUAGUCACGAAAUUGUGGGAUCUUUUGUGUGAGCAGGAUGAACUCGCGGGCGCUUGUAAUAGUUUUAUGGGUUUGUUAGCGGCUAUUUUGAGUUUGCCUAAGGUACAUGAUCAUCUACCACCGCAGCCUUUGAGUGAUGUGGUACCGCGAUUGUGGCCGUUUCUCAGCCAUAGUGCCUCCAGCGUGCGGAAAGCAACUCUGCAGACAUUGGGGACAUUAACAGAAGGUAAUUCAAUGCAGUGGGAAGCACAAUUGUUACAAGAGGCACUCCGGCAUGUUUUCCAACGUGUUCUCGUUGAACAUCUGACUGAAGUUCGGCAGGUAGCCGAAGGAGUUUGGUACCUGCUAUUGAAAAACGCUGGUUUGAUCGAACUGCUGCAUGCUGCCUGUCCGUUAACUCGAAUUUGGAUGUGUCUAUCCAUGCAGCCUGUUCGUUUACCUUUCGAUCCAAAUGUACUCAUUCAGGUAAAACCCCGUGAACGGCGUCGUAAUGAUGGCCUCAAUUUUGAUACGCCGCUGAUUGUGCCGAAGUAUUACAUCGGCGGGUCCGAGACUACACCUGUCGCGACGCGUGAAUCCAACGCCGUGCAGGUGCGCUGUAUGACAGCGCGAAUGCUCGGCGAGCUCUCCUGCUUUCUGGUGCAGUCUGCACCUGGCAUAGACUACAGCAAAGUGGAAAAACCGAUUCACUGCUAUAUGAAUGUGCUUUUAUGUCAUCUAAGGUCUAAAUCGGCGCUGCAGCGCACAAUGGUCGGUUUGAUCAUCGCUGAGUGGGCCAUGCGUGAUGCUAACUUCGAAAUGUGUCCUGCGCCUUUAUCACAGAAACUACACGCGUGUCUUAACGACAUGCUGUACUACGACGAGAUUGCGCAUAGUUUCACGCGGUUGGCUCAAGAAACACGCGAUUUCGUCGCCACGUUAAAACACUACAAAGUACCAAUCCAACAGGAUUACAGCAUACUAACUCUUGACAGUAUAAAAUCCAUCACAGGUCCUGAAACUGAGGUGCUACUCGCCGGAUUUAAACUAAAGAUCAAAGUGUUGGAGAGUUUGGAAGAGCGUCGAAAGAGUAUUCAAACCUGCGUGGUUCAAACAAGCAAUGAACAGAAUCAACUGACAAUCUCGACGUUGGCGGCCAUUGCGGGCGCGACUGUCUGCUGUAAAUCACUGCCAGAGAAACUCACGCCGGUGGUGAAGCCGCUGAUGGAGUCCAUUCGGCGCGAGACCAACGAAGAACUCCAGAAAGUCACUGCGAAGCAACUCGCGAAGCUUGUCGAACAAUGCGUCGGGCGUAAUCCGUGCCCAAACGAUAAGAUUCUCUCAAAUCUAUGCAUGUUUCUGAAAUGCGAUUCAGAAUUUACGCCUGUGAUUAAGAAGACUGACGAGUUAAACGCGACUGGUGAACAUUCAUGGUUCAAACCAGCGGAUAACUAUCAGGGAAUUGUAACAUUAGACAAUCAACAACGCCAUGCUGAAAAAGCAGCAUUUAAACGAUCCAACUCGACCGGCCGGGGGCCCGGACGGCCUCCAAAUUCCGACAUCCCUUUGGAGGAUCUAUUCAAAGAUGAAGACGAUGUUCAUCUAGCGAAUCGAAUUCAACGUAGAGGCGCCACACUCGCGCUGAUUGAAAUCACGAAACAUUUUAAGAGCGAAAUCGACGUCAAAGUGCCAAAACUCUGGCAUCUCAUGGUGAAGCAAAUCGAACAAUGCGUGGAUCCAACUAAUUUCGACCCGAAGUUGUUAUUUGAUAAGCCUGAUGAGGCAGAACACCUAGUAUGCAUCCUACAGGUCUUGGAAGUUACCUAUCCGAGCAUAGAUGCAUCUCUCAGACCGAAAAUCAUGGAUAUUUGUCUGGAACGCCUGUGUUUACUCUUGACACAUCCGUAUCGUGCUGUACGCCACUUGGCAUCACGUUGCCUCGCUGUAUUCUCCAAAAUCGACUCUGUUACGGUGAUGGAGCAUGUAAUCGACAAGGUUCUGCCUCCUCUAGGCGCGACUGAUAACGAUAUCGAUCGACAAGGCGCAGUGGAAGCAAUCGCAUGCAUGGUGGACACGUUACAGUUUGAUAUCAUCCCGUAUGUUGUUUUAUUGGUGGUGCCAUUACUAGGGAGGAUGUCUGAUCAGAAUCAGAGCGUGCGUCUUAUGGGCACUCAUAGUUUUGCAACACUUGUACAACUCAUGCCACUUGAUGGUGGCGUGCCGGAACCGCCUAACCUGAAAACCAGUACACUCAACGUUCAUCGAGAACGUGAACGUGAAUUUCUUCAGCAGUUGCUGGCGCCGUCGAGUAUUCCAGAUUACAAAGUCCUGGUGCCUAUUGAUGCAGAGUUGCGGUCUUACCAGCAAGCAGGUGUUAACUGGCUUGCGUUUCUUAAUAAGUACAAACUGCAUGGUAUUCUUUGUGAUGACAUGGGUUUAGGUAAAACACUGCAGAGCAUCUGUAUACUCGCCAGUGAUCAUCAUCAACGCAUGGUUAAAUACGAAGAGAGUCAAUCGGCUGACUCCGCACCGCUGCCUUCAUUAGUAGUGUGUCCACCUACACUUACAGGUCAUUGGGUGUAUGAGGUAGAGAAGUUCCUCCCUGAGAAGAAUCUUAAACCCGUGCAAUAUCACGGUUCACCGCAGGAAAGAGAAAAAAUCAGGCAGAAAUUGCGCAAGUUUAAUUUGGUUGUCGCGUCGUAUGAUAUCAUCCGCAAGGACUUGACCUUCUUCACCAGUUUAAAAUGGAAUUAUAUCAUUCUAGAUGAGGGACAUGUUAUUAAAAAUGGUAAAACACGGACGAGUGUUGCGGUGAAGAAGCUCAUUGCGAACCAUCGUCUUAUUUUGAGCGGCACACCGAUACAAAAUAACGUGUUAGAGAUUUGGAGUUUGUUCGAUUUUUUAAUGCCAGGGUUUUUGGGCACGGAGAAACAGUUUACGGCGAGGUAUUCAAAGCCGAUUCUGGCAAGUCGUGAUCCGAAAUGCUCGCAGAAGGAGCAGGAAGCUGGUGCGUUAGCCAUGGAAGCCUUACACCGACAGGUACUGCCAUUUUUACUCAGGCGUAUGAAAGAGGACGUCUUGGAUGAUUUACCGCCGAAGAUCACGCAGGACUACUACUGCGAUUUGAGUCCCGUGCAGGCUCAACUUUAUGAAGACUUUUCGAAGAGUCAUGCACAUCAAACGCUUCAGCAAUCAUUGUCGAAUGGCGCGACAGCCAGUUCGAUGCAGGGCAACACACACAUCUUCCAAGCCUUGCGGUACUUGCAGAAUGUCUGUAAUCAUCCGAAACUAGUCCUCAACAACUCGCAUCCUCAGUUCAAGAAGAUCACAACGCAAUUGGAAGAACAACAAUCAACGCUGGAGAGCAUUUAUCACUCGGCUAAACUCCCAGCGCUGAAACAAUUGCUCCUGGACUGCGGUAUUGGCGGAAGCGAGACUCAAUCAACCGAGAUUGUGAUCAAUCAACACCGUGCACUGGUGUUCUGCCAACUCAAAGCAAUGCUGGAUAUAAUUGAAUUCGAUUUGUUCAAGAAGAUAAUGCCGGAAGUGACAUACCUUCGCCUGGAUGGGUCUAUUCCACCCGGCCAACGACAUUCGGUUGUGACGCGGUUCAAUAAUGAUCCGUCGAUUGAUGUUUUGCUACUGACGACGCAAGUCGGCGGCCUUGGUCUCAAUCUGACCGGGGCUGAUACUGUGAUUUUUGUUGAACACGACUGGAACCCAAUGAAGGAUCUGCAGGCAAUGGACAGGGCGCAUCGUAUCGGUCAAAGGAAGGUCGUCAAUGUCUACAGGUUGAUAACGCGUGGCACUUUAGAGGAGAAAAUCAUGGGUUUACAAAAGUUCAAAGUCCAGACAGCCAACACUGUGAUCAGCGGAGAGAACAGCCGCAUGGAGACAAUGGGCACCGACCAACUGCUCGAUCUCUUCUCGCACAAACCAGGCGGAUCGGGCGCGUCUGCCACCGCCGGCAACGUCCACCCCCGCGGCGGCGUGCGUGCCAUUCUCGAGGAGCUGCCCGAGCUGUGGGAUGACAAGCAAUACGAGGACGAGUACGACCUCACGCAGUUUAUCUCCAAGCUGCAAGGCUGAUUCGAGUAAUAUGUUUUCGUUUAUUUAUUUUUUCGUGUCAUUCGCGCCGCGCGUAACUUCGUAACCCACUGACCUACUCGAAAGGGAGAGUCAGGGGAUGGCCGCGUGGCUUGCCGCCACCACCCUUGACCCAAAUCGCGCGUCGCGCACGUUUUCCCGGCGACCCAGUUCGCGUGGCCUUGUCCCGCAUUGUUUGCUUCCGAGUUUUCAAGGCCGUGCCUUCAACUCGCAAUCGUUUAACUGCCGAAAACAGAAAAAAAAUGCACCGCCCUAGCCAGUGCGAUAGGCAAUCAGAGCUGCACUAUCAGCGGAUCUGAGCGAGAAAUGUUUCUAUAAACACGCACAAAUUGAUCAAGUCAUUAUUAUCAUUGUUCGUUUAUUUAUUUAUCAUUCUUAGUAUUCAUUUUCUGUUUGUUCUUGAUUCUCAUCAGCAUCUCAGUAAUUGUGUUAAUAAUUUAAGAUGAUGCCAAGAAAUGAAAACCAAAGUGACACAAUAUUGUAACCGAAAGCAAUAAUAACUUUCAAGAAUCAUCUAUUACAAUAGAUAUUACAUGAUUGCACAAAGCCUCUGCGGAGGCUUUUAGUUAAGCUCAAAACGUGUGUAUGAAUCAUACAUUUAUGACAUGCGAACUUGUUCAAUACAAUAAUAAUAUUAUCAACCA